Molecule: messenger RNA, 2485 nt
Organism: Gymnodraco acuticeps
Lineage: Eukaryota; Metazoa; Chordata; Actinopteri; Perciformes; Bathydraconidae
Gene: esamb
Product: endothelial cell adhesion molecule b
Exons: 7
Coding region: 317-1591 (424 amino acids)
Biological process (GO): homophilic cell-cell adhesion
Cellular component (GO): plasma membrane; adherens junction
Molecular function (GO): cell-cell adhesion mediator activity
Source: RefSeq, a predicted model, not a curated record
AAACGCUCUCAAUCUGAGAAAGUGGGGCAGGUUGGAUUCAACAGGGAAAGAGAAAGAAACCUCGAAAAUGUUCUAGUGGUUUGUAAAGUGAAGGUGACAGGGGCCACCGGUUCCGCCCGCGAUGUCAGACGCAGUUUGCAGGCGGGAUUGUAAGGAGACGAAGCUUCACUUACACACGUUACCUCACUGGUUCUUGCAGCGCGCGCUUAAUUGUAACCAGAAGAGAAAUUAAGCAGCCGUUUAAGAGCGAAAGCAGUUUUUGGUACCAACUUUGAAGAAGCUCCUGUGUGCUGGAGCAGCCGGUGGAUGUUGUGCCAUGGAGAUAAAGACAAGACUUCGAGCUACGCUGAUGUUAAUAUGGAUAUUUCAAGGUGACACCAAGGAUGUGGAGAUCCCCAGAAGAGACCUGGAGGUGGUCAGGGGCCAUAUGGUGAUGUUAGAGGCCUGGUACAGCCCCCUCUCAGACAUCAACAAAAACUCUGUCGUGUGGCUCUUAGAGGGGAAAGAAUCAAAGCCGGUAAUAACCUUUAGCUCAGGCGAGAUAGGGUACGGUCAGAACGAGUUCACCAAGAGAGUGGGCUUCAGUGCGCCCAUGCCCUCCGCCAACCUCUCCAUCUACAUCAACAACACCCAGGAGACUGACUCCGGGUCCUACGCCUGCACUGUCAUCAUCCCUGGAAGUGCUGUCAUUUUGGGAAAGGUGCGCCUUAAUGUCAAAGUCCCUCCUUCCCCCCCGCUGUGCACCCUGAUGGGGAACCCAGUGAUGAAGGGCAACGUGACUCUGAGCUGUCAGUCCAGUCAGGGAAAACCUGUCCCUCAGUACAAAUGGACCAAAGCUGCACCCACGUCCGAGGUGUUUUUUUCCCCCAUGCAGAAUGAGAGACACGGCACCCUCAGGCUGAGCAACCUCACUAAAAGCAUGUCAGGGAAAUACAUCUGCAGAGCCAUCAACACGGCGGGCUCCGACAGCUGCUCCAUUAACCUGGAGGUUAUCACCUCUUCCAAUGCAGGAAUGAUUGCAGCUGCUACACUGGGGUCCAUAGUGGGACUGGUGGCCAUGGUGCUCUUCCUCAUAUUCAUACUGAAAAGGAGAAAGGACACUGAGGAGGAGAUGGCCAACGAGAUCAAGGAGGAUGCUCAGGCACCAAAGAGAGUAUCAUGGGCGAAGAGUAACACCGGCUCUGACAUCAUAUCCAAGAACGGCACGCUGUCCUCCAUAGCCACCAGUCCUCGCCCCCGAGACCCCCGCCAUCCUAACUACAACUACCCAUACUCCCCGGCGUCCACAUCAGACACCGGCUCAGUUAUCCACGCCUACCAGCUGCGACCUGGAGAAGCCAACACACUGCAGGGUCUCCCGGGGUACAACAAUGGAGGAACCCCACGCAAACAUAAGAGACCCUGCAGCACAAAUGGGGACCCUGCGCAGCUUCUGAGGAGCCCUGCGGUCGCCAACAGGACUGAGGGGGCUCAGCCUCAGGUGCCCCCUCCCCUCGCUGUGUCCCCACAAAUGAGCUGCUCCACUCUGACACGCCUGGGCUCUGUAGCCAUCAUGGUGCCCCCGCAGAGCCAGGCCGGGUCGCUGGUGUAGGCCGGCCGGAGGACAGGGGUUAGGGGGGAGAGAAAGUAUGCCUUGAAACUCAAAAGCACUUUCUCUGUGAAGACUUAUAAGGAUGUGAGAGAAGAAAACGUCCCUUUGGUUGUUCAUUUCUUUUUGUAAGAAAUAUAUUUUUUAUUUACUCUUAUUAAGAGAACUUUAAUGAUACCCAGUAGCAUUAGGAUUUGUAGGCAGUGAACAUAAAAGGUCAAUGUUUUCAAGAGUUGUUGACUUACUACAGUUUAUGGAUACUGUAAACCAUGUUUCAGUUCAUUUGGCAGUUUGCUUAGUUUUGCAGUUCUUGCUAAAUAUAUGCUGGCCAAAUUUGUGUAAUAACUGUAGCCAUACAAGUGUAUGAUUUCAUUUCUACAGCUGUGUAAAGAUGCAUUUUCAGUCCCUUCUCUCAGGCUAAAGGCACUAUGUCAAAAUCACAAUUCAGGUAUUUCAAAUGUAUCAUUCUUGCUUUCUUUGAACCACAUGUACGUGUUAAGUGUUCACGUAAGUGUUGUUUUAUUUAACCUACUGCAAUAUCAGUAUGGUUCAAUGACACUGAUGUCUGCUGGGAGGACAUUUUUUUAUUUGCCUGUUAUGGUAGUUGGAAUGUUACCAAAAUAGUGAGUACAACAUGUUGAUGGUUUCUUACUAUUCUGUUCAAAGGUGUUUGUUUUAACUUGAUAUAAUUACUGUAAACACACAAGGCCAUCAGUCAGUGAGAUAAUAUGACCAAACUUCCGGCUGUUGUUCUUGUUUGUUUUCUUGUAAGUAUAAUGUAGCUCUGAAAAAAGAUGUGGCACUAAGCUAUGCUGAGGGUUACAUGUAGCACUUUUACUGCAGUUUUGAUUGUUGGUCAUUUUUUUUCAAUAAAGUGUUCUGGAGUGUUUCAUUUCA